UUCAUUUAAGGGAAUAGGGAGCAAGAAGAUAGGACCACUGUUUAACCACCAGUUGGUUGAAAAAUCUAACUCAACGAGGAAAUGGAAUCUGAGACCAACUCCAACAAACGCAAAAGAUUAGAUGAAUCUGAUGAGUCAAAGCAAGAAAAGAGACCUCGGCUGGACGACACCUUUGAAAAACAUAAUACAACAGCUGUAUCCAAGGCUCAAAAACCUAUAUUAGACAAUAUAAAUGACACAGAAUCCAAUGAAACUGAACAAGAUGGAUCAUACCGUUGUAUAUCUGUAUCUGAAAGCAAGAAGGAGGAGAAGGAAAAUGCGGUUCUCAUUAACAUGCAUGCAAAGUCUGAUGCCUUUAGCUUGCCUGUUAUCGAAAACAAAAAAGAAUGCAGCGCCAUUGAAAUGACUGCUAGCGCACGAUCUUUAGAUUCUAGAGAUGAUAUAAAUGACGAGGAAGUACGCGAUUCUGAUGUCAGUUUAUCCCCAACAACCGUAUCUGAAUCUAAGAAUGAUGAUGAUUCUAAAGGUAAAGAUACCAAAGCAGAGGAAGUCAAUCUAGAAAUUGAAUCAGAUACAGGAAAAGGUGGUGACAUUAAGUUUGAUACCAUCGAUGAUGUUCAAGAGGAAGAAGCCAGCCUUGAUAACUGUGUUGAACAUCAGAGCCAAGUUAAUCUGCAAGAAACGGGCAUCUCUAAUAAAGGGCCCAUUUCACUUGGGGUAUUAGAGGAUUCAAAUGUUCAAAUUGAACAAAGGGGUGUAUCAGAUGCAAAUUUUAUGGAAAAUGAAUGUAAAAAUUUAGUUUCCACCACGGAAUCAGAAAAUCAAAACACUACAAGUGAGGCAUCAGGGCAAGAAGAUAAUGCAAUAGAUGAAGAGAGAUUUUUAUAUAGGUUACUUAGACCAGGCGAGUCUUAUAAUAUGGGAAUUGAACCAAAGAACAUCUAUUCGAACACGUCUAUAAAUAAACACGUUGCCUGCGGAUCGUCCGAUGGCGUGAAAUCAAGAUACAUAUCCUGCUCAAAAACACGCGAUGCAAUUAAUAGAUUCGCGUCUUAUAUAAAACCGGCUUUACGCUUUCAGUUACGACACAUUGUCAGAAUUGACAAAACCAAGCUCGAUGACGAUUGUGAAAUAUAUGAUCUCACAGAGGAUUCGGUCAGUACCAGGUAUCUUAGAUCUGAGUCUGCCAGACGACAUGCUCGUGAUUAUGAUGAAGUAUUACUUGCACCAUCACGUGAAAUGCCUGAAAUACCUGUUUGGUGUUUUACAAAGGCUGGAUCUGUACAGGAUGGAAAAAUACAUUGGAUUGGCGGUGUGUUAUGACUUUUCACAUUGUUUUUGUUUAAAUUAGCUAGAAAACAAUAUUUAAAAAAAAAUUAAUUGUUAUAUCAGAACGAUAAAAAAAAUCACUUGCACAAAAUUUUAACACUAUUCUUUAAAACACGGCUUUUUUCUAAUAGUAGAGCACACACUUAACAUAAGACAUUGAACAUUGUAUUCAAUACCUCAUAAAUGAUUUGA
Magallana angulata is the source of this 1521-nucleotide messenger RNA. RefSeq lists its product as uncharacterized. NCBI's taxonomy places the organism in Eukaryota, Metazoa, Mollusca, Bivalvia, Ostreida, Ostreidae. The coding region runs from base 82 to 1323 and encodes 413 amino acids. The transcript is spliced from 3 exons. The record is from RefSeq and is a predicted model, not a curated record.